AUGCGUCCUCGAUGCCGAACACCACUACUACGACGACAAUUCUACCAGUCACACAUUUUUCCAACACCAAGCCCUCGCUCACCUUCCAACUCUUCAACGGCUGAUCAUAAUGGAACAACGUCUUCAUAUGACUUUUUAUAUGAACUUGUUCAAAAACGUAUAACAACUUUUUCAUACUUAAAGCGGGUUCACGAAGGAAGGAUACAUUGGUUUAAUACUGCACUUUACGGUAACAGUAUAUUGACUGAAUAUGUUUACUUUUAUAGUACAGGAAACUUUUUUAUUCUCGGUUGCUCAUUGGCAUCAAUACUUGAUAUAAGUAAUCCACAAGACUACGUUAAAGCCUUGAAUGUAAUGCUACAGGAAUUUGAAUAUCACACCAACGAACAUUCAAGACAAAAAAUGAAAAUAUUUUUUAGAAAAUCAAAAAUAACGAAACAUGAGGACUCAUCGUUCCAAGAAAGUGGAGAAUAUACAUAUCUUUUUGUGCCAAAUAUUCCUUUCGAUCUGGACUAUUUUCAGACAUUUUAUACACUAUGUGACAUGCUUGUGGAAGUAUAUAACAAACUACUGAUAGGAACGGCCAAUAUGGCGGCAACCAAUUUUAUAGAAAGUGUUCUAAAGGUUGAUGGAAAAUUCAAG
Molecule: messenger RNA, 642 nt
Organism: Scutellospora calospora
Lineage: Eukaryota; Fungi; Glomeromycota; Glomeromycetes; Diversisporales; Gigasporaceae
Source: the annotation of a GenBank genome assembly